AUGUCUGCCUUUGACCAGGCGGUGGCGCUGCGGCACCAGAACAAGGAGCUGCUGGAGAGACUGAGAGUGAAACAGGAGAGCUACCGACAGCUGAGGAGGGGCAGGGAGAGAGGGGAGCAGGCAGGGGAGAAAGGGGAGCAGGCAGGGGAGAGAGGGGAGCAGGCAGGGGAGAAAGGGAAGCAGGCAGGGGAGAGAGGGGAGCAGGCAGGGGGGAAAGGGGAGCAGGCAGGGGAGAGAGGGGAGCAGGCAGGGGAGAGAGGGGAGUUGGCACAGGGGAGGGAGAGAGGGGAAGGGGCUCUGAUCACCAUCCCAGGAGAGGGGGGCCAGCCCUGGGCAGCCCGGGCAGCUCUGACUGCAUCGCUGAGGCGCAGGGCUGGGGGAGAGGGAGAGGGAGGUAACAAAAGCUCAACGCCUUUCCGGGCUACAGCUACGCAACUCCAGGGAGCCGAGGGGUGGAAACAGAGGUGCAGCGAGACCCUGGGGUGGGGCAGAAAGAUCCCAGGGCGGGGCAGCGAGACCCCGGGGCGGGGCAGCGAGACGCCGGGGCGGGGCAGCGAGACUCUGGGGCGGGACAGUGAGAUAACACUCUACAUUGACCAGCUGCUGCACCUCGGAAACGACCGGCAGAGAGGCACCUUCAUCAGAGAGACCAGGAGACCCAAACCCAUCCUGCUUCCCCCUCACAGCAGAGAGAGGAAGGGGGUGAGUCACGUGACCUUCCAGUCACCUGAAGAGGCAAGUGAGGGGGAGGGCUGGUCUGUGAGGCCCUUCCUGGGCUAUGAUUGGAUAGCAGGUGUGCUGGACGCAGACUCCUCCCUCUCUGAGAAAUCCGAGCCAUUCUUCACAGAGCUGAGAGACUUCCGACAGGUCAACAGAGAAGAGUGCGUCCACAAGGAGUACAUGGAAGCGGAGCGGCUUGACCUCUUACCCCUGACCUCAGUGAAGGACCCCCAGGAAUUGGAUUACUCUCGAGACACCCACCAGUGCACGCACUGUUAUCGUGUGAACAGCAGGCUGUUUGCUGUGCCUCUGGACCCCCAGGCUGCCUGUCCCGUCUGCAAGACCCCCAGAUCACAGCGCCCCCUCCCCACAGCCCAGGAGCCCGCCUUCAUCCGGGUGAGUAUCCCUCGCUCCACACUGCUGCCGGCCUACAGGUACAAAGCACACCGACGCAAGAGCUUUGACCCAUCCGACAGCCUGGCCCUGCCCUCGCACUGUCUGUCAGGCUGGUCCUGCACAGCGCCCCCUGCUGCCCCUUCAAUGAACAGCCUGGAUCUGAAAGCCUCAGUGAAGCCAGAGACAGCUGGCAGUGUCCUCUCUACCAGCGCCCUCUACCUGUCACAGCUGGACUGCUCCGUGUCCAGAGUGAUGGGGGGGGCCCAUACUGACCAGAUGCUGGACCUGUCUCGCUCGGCCCGGUACCACUUCCAGAGACUGGACCAGGACCAGAACCAAGAGCUGAGGUGCAGCAAACCACACAGCACAGCGUACCCAGUGUACUGAACCAGAGAGAGACCCAAACACAGCACAGCACACCCAGUGUACUGAACCAGAGAGAGACCCAAACACAGCACAGCACAGCACAGCACAGCGUACCCUGUGUACUGAACCAGAGAGAGACCCAAACACAGCACAGCACAGCACAGCGUACCCUGUGUACUGAACCAGAGAGAGACCCAAACACAGCACAGCACAGCACAGCACAGCGUACCCUGUGUACUGAACCAGAGAGAGACCCAAACACAGAACAGCACAGCACAGCACAGCACAGCACAGCACAGCGUACCCUGUGUACUGAACCAGAGAGAGACCCAA
Molecule: messenger RNA, 1815 nt
Organism: Polyodon spathula (Mississippi paddlefish)
Lineage: Eukaryota; Metazoa; Chordata; Actinopteri; Acipenseriformes; Polyodontidae
Gene: miip
Product: migration and invasion inhibitory protein
Exons: 9
Coding region: 1-1503 (500 amino acids)
Biological process (GO): negative regulation of cell migration; negative regulation of G2/M transition of mitotic cell cycle
Source: RefSeq, a predicted model, not a curated record